CUUUUGAACCCAUGAACGCUACUCCGUACAGUUGAUUAUCUUAUCAAUUUACUUGGCGCAGGCGGUGAAGCGAGCUCCCCGCCAAAAGUUAAUAAAACUGGCAGAAAGUUUUAAGUCUUGGUCUGUGACCGGGACUUUCUAGCUGCAGUUGUUGCGGACAGACGGACACAAGAAUCCACCGGCUCAAUGGGUUCAAAACUGGCGGAGAAGAAGCGAAAGUCGAGGGAGUCCGACUCGGAUUCCGACGACGAGCUCGCAAAUGGCCUGUUCGACGGAGUUCUGUCGCAGAGCGAGGAUGAAGAAGACUACAUUCCGUCCGACGACGCAGACGAGGACGAGGAUGUCGACGACAGCGGGAGCGAAGGCACCGAGGGGAGUGAAGACAACGAGGAGGACGAUGGCAUCCUCAGCGACGAUAUUCCCUCGGAUGUCGAUGAGGAAGAGGAGAUGAACAAGCUCGUCAAGCAACAAGGGGAGCUCGAAAUAACGGAACCCGGCGUCGAUCCGAAGCCGAAGGAGGAUGUCGACGAAGAAGGGAAGAAUUACAGGAUCGAAAGGGAUGCCAAUGGGGGACUCCGAUAUGUCUACGAUGAGAUUGAUCCGGUCUACGAUUCCGACGACACAGACGCGCAGGGGCCGGUCAACACGAUAGGCAACAUCCCCCUGAGUUUCUACGACAGCUACCCACAUAUUGGUUAUGACAUCAACGGCAAGAAGAUCAUGCGCCCGGCGACUGGCGAUGCGCUGCAGAGUCUCCUCGAUAGUAUUGAAGUCCCCAAGGGGUGGACCGGGUUGACGGAUGUGAACACUGGCAAUCCGCUCAAUCUCAGCCAGGAAGAGCUGGAGCUGGUUCGGCGGGUUCAGAUGGGUCUGCUGCCAGAUGAUCUCCAAGACCCAUACCCCGAUACUGUGGAGUGGUUUACCUCCAAGGAGGAGAAGAUGCCUCUCAGCAGCGCCCCUGAGCCAAAACGACGCUUCAUUCCUUCCAAGAAUGAGGCCAAGCAGAUUAUGAAGUUGGUCCGCGCCAUUCGUGAAGGCAGAAUCCUCCCCUACAAGCCGCCUGAGGAACGCGAACGGGAAGAGGAAGAGAAGGAGGAAGCGCACUUCGACCUCUGGCAAAACGAAGAGCCUCAGGCGCCUAACCCGAUGCAUAUUCCUGCACCUAAGCUUCCGCCGCCUGGUUAUGACUUGAGUUACAACCCGCCAGAAGAAUACCUACCGACCAAAGAAGAGCGCGAAGCAUGGGAGAAUGCGGACCCGGAGGAGCGGGAGAAGGAGUACCUGCCACAGAAGUACAAUGCCCUGAGGAAAGUGCCUGCUUAUGGCAGCCUGGUCAAGGAACGGUUUGAGCGCUGCAUGGACCUCUAUCUGGCGCCCCGCGUGCGGAAGAACAGACUCAACAUCGAUCCCAACUCGCUUCUCCCGAAGUUACCCUCGCCGUCUGAGCUCAAGCCCUUCCCGACUGUCGUGCAGACGAUAUUCCGCGGCCACGAGGGGAGAGUGAGGAGCGUUGCGAUUGAUCCAACUGGUGUUGCGUUGGCUACCGGCGGCGACGACGGCACUGUCCGUGUCUGGGAGUUAUUAACAGGCCGGCAAGUAUGGUCUGUCAAGUUAAGUAGCGAUGAGCCCGUCAACACGGUCCGGUGGAGGCCAACCAAGGACUCCUUCAUCCUGGCUGCGGCUGCAGGUGAAGACAUCUUCUUGAUGGUUCCGACACACGCAAGCGUCACGCCGGCCCUCGACCAGGCCAGCAGGGAAAUCCUGGCGGCAGGCUUCGGCUACGCCACAAACGGGCAGCAGCAAGCACUUCCGGCUGGCAAGGAGCCGCCCGCAAAAUGGGCCAGGCCAGGCACGAAGCUGGAAGACGAAGGGGUCCUGAUCAGGAUCACGGUACGGGCAACUGUGAAGGUCAUCAACUGGCACAGGAGGGGUGACCACUUCGCGACCGUCUCACCCACCGGACAGCGAAGCUCAGUAGCCAUCCACACACUUUCGAAACACCUGACACAAAUACCCUUCCGGAAGCUCUCCGGCCUCGCGCAAACCGCGGCCUUCCACCCCCUCAGGCCGCUGUUCUUUGUGGCUACGCAGCGGACAAUCCGGUGCUAUGACCUCCAGAAACUGGAGCUGGUCAAGGUUGUUCAGCCCGGCGCGAAGUGGAUUUCAUCUUUCGAUAUUCACCCAGGCGGCGACAACUUGAUCGUGGGCAGCUAUGAUAAGCGGCUCCUCUGGCACGACCUCGACCUGUCCAACAGGCCGUACAAAACCAUGAGGUUCCACGGUGAGGCCAUCCGACAGGUCCGGUACCACAAGGGCGGACUCCCGUUGUUCGCCGAUGCCAGUGACGACGGCACGCUGCAGAUCUUCCACGGCAAGGUCCCGAACGACCAGUUGGAGAACCCAACCAUCGUACCGGUCAAGAUGCUCAAGGGACACAAGGUUGUCAGCAAACUUGGCGUGCUGGACAUCGAUUGGCACCCGCGCGAGCCGUGGUGCGUCAGCGCUGGAGCGGACGGGACUGCCCGGCUGUGGAUGUGAAGGCGGGCGUGCGAGGACUCGGAUUAGUGCUCGGACUUGAUCAGGAGACGCACCACACUGUACGUUGGUACUCUUUCCUUUUGGAGUUUGCGGGCAUCUCGGAAUGGCCUUCAGGGUGAUGUGAUACCAUAUAAAAACCUGCCUCUUCAUUGGACUGCGUGCCGCGUUGUUAUUGUCAAUUCCCCGUCUGACCUUUUGAAACAUAAAACCUGGCUAUCCCAUCCAAUCCAAUCUUCGUUUGGGUAUUGCUUGCGAAGUUUCUCGAGUGCACAUACUGUGCGCACAGUAUGGG
Messenger RNA from Chaetomium strumarium, 2830 nucleotides. RefSeq names its product NUC169 domain-containing protein. Gene Ontology annotation, biological process: maturation of LSU-rRNA from tricistronic rRNA transcript (SSU-rRNA, 5.8S rRNA, LSU-rRNA); ribosome biogenesis. The transcript is spliced from 9 exons. The record is from RefSeq and is a predicted model, not a curated record. Gene Ontology annotation, cellular component: PeBoW complex; preribosome, large subunit precursor. NCBI's taxonomy places the organism in Eukaryota, Fungi, Ascomycota, Sordariomycetes, Sordariales, Chaetomiaceae. Gene Ontology annotation, molecular function: ribonucleoprotein complex binding; protein binding. Bases 187 to 2538 code for a protein of 783 amino acids.